Molecule: messenger RNA, 1185 nt
Organism: Formica exsecta
Lineage: Eukaryota; Metazoa; Arthropoda; Insecta; Hymenoptera; Formicidae
Product: deubiquitinase OTUD6B
Exons: 4
Coding region: 165-1052 (295 amino acids)
Biological process (GO): protein deubiquitination
Molecular function (GO): cysteine-type deubiquitinase activity
Source: RefSeq, a predicted model, not a curated record
GUCCUCCUCUCACUGCCUCUCAACUUUCACUCCCACUCUAAUCUCAGAAUCUCAAAUCUCAGUCUUUCCAUCGUGACGUAAGUGCGAUUCUUCCACGCUGAUCUGAUCCAAAAUUUUGUUCACGAUUAAUUAUACAGGUUAUAUUUAAAACUGAUUAAGAGAAAAUGACAGAACCAAUAUUAACGGAGGAGGAAUUGACGCAAAAACAUAAGAAGGAACGAAAAGAGUUGCAAGCGCACAUACAAACUUUGAAGAAGUCUAUUUGCAAAGGUGACAAGAAGAAGAAGAAAGAGGUUGCGGAAGAGAUAGGGCACUUAGAGGAAAACUUAGAAAAACGACAAGCGGAUGAAUUAAAUGCAUGGAGAUUGGCACAUGUUACCUUAAACGAUCAACAGACAGAACCUGCACAAGUGAGCAAAGAAGUUGAUGAGGACAACAGUGGCUUGGAACAGCCGACACAUAGAAUUUCUAAAGCACAGAAGAGAAGAGAAAAAAAGGCAAUUGCGGAAAAAGAACGCAAUCAGAGAAUCAUCGAGCAGGAGGCGCUUAACAUCUUUGGCAAGAGGAAUGUCGAAAUGGAGGCCAUAAAAGAAAUUCUUUCCAAGCGGAAUUUGAUGAUCUACGAAAUCCCUAGCGAUGGCCACUGUUUAUAUAAUGCAGUGGCGCAUCAACUCAAAAUAAAUGGGGAAAUACCUUUGAGUUUAGAUGAUCUUAGAACAAAGACUGCUGAUCAUUUGAGAGAAAACAUGAACGAUUUUCUACCAUUUCUCUCCAAUCCAGAUUCUGAGGAUCUAUUGACGCCCGAAGAGUAUGAAAAGUAUUGUAAUGAUGUGGCUCAAACAAGCGCUUGGGGUGGUGCUGUUGAGCUGCAAGUGUUGUCACAUAUAUUGAAAUGUCCAAUCGAAGUUAUACAAGCUACAGGAACUCCUUACACCAUCGGAGAUGAGUAUAACAACAUUAAGAAGGUAACAUUGACUUAUCAUCGUCAUAUGUACGAGUUAGGCGCUCAUUAUAAUUCCGUUACAAAAUGUGUUCAGGAUGAGGAAAGCUGAUGAAAGUUUUCUCUACAUUUAUGUUGUCUUACAACUGUUUUCAAGUUAUAUUACCGAAUGAGUUGAUCACAUGAUUUCACAUUCACAAGUGUGUGCUUUUAUCAGUCAGUAAAUUAAUUUGUCCUGUAGGGAA